Drosophila albomicans is the source of this 1821-nucleotide messenger RNA. RefSeq names its product cytochrome P450 4d2 (gene Cyp4d2). The coding region runs from base 204 to 1751 and encodes 515 amino acids. The record is from RefSeq and is a predicted model, not a curated record. NCBI's taxonomy places the organism in Eukaryota, Metazoa, Arthropoda, Insecta, Diptera, Drosophilidae. Gene Ontology annotation, molecular function: oxidoreductase activity, acting on paired donors, with incorporation or reduction of molecular oxygen; heme binding; iron ion binding. The transcript has 5 exons.
AACAUCUGGCGUGUAUAAAUAUUGCAAAUAAGUAAAGCAACUCGACUGGCAGAUGAUAAAUUCGAAUCGGGUAUUUCCAAUGCAUCUAUUAGUGGGUGGCAAAGGUGACAACUUAAUCUAUAAGCAGUGCUAAUUGAGGCAACGAUUCAGUUGCCAAUUGCAUUUUGCGUUGGAUUGUCUUGAUUUCGCUACACUUGGCCACAAUGCUCUGGCUAAUGGUGCUCCUGUUUGGCAUACCCUGUCUGUUGCUCUGGGACUAUUUGAUACGAAAGCGACGCAAUGAUAUGCUACAUUAUAUGCGUGGUCCACCGGCGUUGCCAUUUCUGGGCAAUGUGCUGCUUUAUCGUGGACUUGACGGAGAACGCGUCAUGGAUUAUGCGGUGGCUAAUUGCCAGAAAUAUGGUAACAUGUAUCGUGUAUGGAUCCUCAAUCAGUUGGCUGUCUUCUCCACCGAUCCUCGUGACGUUGAGGUCAUCCUGAGCAGUCCGCAGCACAUUACCAAGAACAGUUUGUACAAUCUGAUGCUGCCGUGGUUAGGCACAGGCCUCUUGAUGAGUACCGGUCGCAAAUGGUACUCGCGGCGUAAAAUCAUAACGCCCACGUUUCAUUUUAAGAUCCUGGAGCAAUUUGUGGAUAUCUUUGAUCAGCAGAGCAGCAUUUUGGUAGAGCAACUGCAGCAGCAUGCGGAUGGCAAAACCGCUUUCAAUAUCUUUCCCAUCGUUUGUCUUACGGCUCUGGACAUUAUUGCAGAGACCGCCAUGGGCACCAAGGUGCAUGCCCAAAAGAGUCCAGAGCUGCCUUACGUGCGUGCCGUCUUCGAUAUGUCAAACAUCAUCACGGUGCGCUUCAUCAAGCCAUGGCAGCGCAUUGACUGGAUGUUUCGAUUGGUAGAGCCGCGUCUGGCUGCCAAGCAAGAUCAAUUGAUCAAAACGAUGCACGACUUCACAGAGGCCGUCAUACAUCAGCGUCGCGAGAUGCUCGUCAACGAACAGCGUCUAGGGGACAACGAUAAAUUCGACGAUCUUGGCCAGAAACGUCGCAUGGCCUUGCUGGAUGUGCUGCUGCAGGCCACAAUUGACGGCGAGCCGCUUAGCAAUGAGGAUAUACGCGAGGAGGUGGACACAUUCAUGUUCGAGGGCCACGACACUACCACCAGUGGCAUUAGCUUCUGCAUCUACGAGAUCUCGAGACAUGCGGCAGUGCAGCAACGUUUGCUCCAGGAAAUCCACACAGUGCUGGGCAAGGAGAAUAAGGGAGAGGCAGUGACGCUGCGUGAUCUUAAUGAGCUGAAAUUUAUGGAGUGUGUGAUUAAGGAGUCUCUGCGUUUGCAUCCGCCUGUGCCCAUCAUAGGACGCCACUUUACCGAGGAUGUCAACAUAUGUGGCAAACUCGUUCCGGCUGGCACCAACUACACAGUGGGAUUGUAUGCGCUGCUGCGCGAUGAACGGGAAUUUGAGGCGCCUCAUGAAUUUCGUCCCGAGCGGUUUGCGGCAAACGGAGAGACAGCAACGUUAGUAUCGACUGAGACGACGCUUCCACCUCAACAACCACAUCCGUAUGCUAAUAUCCCGUUCUCGGCGGGACCGCGUAAUUGCAUUGGCCAAAAGUUUGCGAUGCUCGAAAUGAAGUGCGUCAUCAGCAGGAUGCUGCAGCACUUUGAGCUGCUGCCUUUAGGGCCAGAGCCGCGACCCAUGCUUAGUCUCGUCCUGCGUUCGGCCAAUGGCAUACAUUUGGGUCUGCGACGGCGUUAACAGUUAUUUUGCAUUACCAAUAAAUAAUAUUUACAAUUUGCUGUUCUCAACGAACAGCUGUUUUGAUCUA